Messenger RNA from Nannospalax galili (Upper Galilee mountains blind mole rat), 2076 nucleotides. It is a transcript of the gene Lrrc29, whose product is annotated as leucine rich repeat containing 29. Gene Ontology annotation, biological process: SCF-dependent proteasomal ubiquitin-dependent protein catabolic process. Gene Ontology annotation, molecular function: protein binding. The record is from RefSeq and is a predicted model, not a curated record. NCBI's taxonomy places the organism in Eukaryota, Metazoa, Chordata, Mammalia, Rodentia, Spalacidae. Gene Ontology annotation, cellular component: SCF ubiquitin ligase complex.
AUGCCUGGAGGCUGGAGAAGGAAGCCUCCCAGUUCUAACAGCCACCGAACACCUUGUCUUUUUCCCUCAGAUGCUCAUAUUCUGAGCUUCCUACCUCUGUCAGAUCAGAAAGAGGCCUCCCUCGUGAGUCGGGCUUGGUACUAUGCAGCCCAGAAUGCCCUUCGGGAGACAAAUGUGCAGUACAACAUUCCUGUAUCUUCUGCCUCCAUCUUGGCCAUCAAGAACUUGGGCCUUUGGGGCAUCUAGUGCCUGACCAACCUUGAUGGCUCAUCAGCCUCUCACCAGCUACUGGAGUCUGUCACUCGUCACUUAGGCCCACACCUGGAGAGCUUAUGCCUGGGUGGGGGCAGCCCCACGGAGGCAUCCUUUGUGGCCCUGAUCCUGGGAUGCCCAGUCCUGCGCACCCUUGAUCUCAGUGGCUGCAACAGUCUCUUCACAUCAGGCACUCUGCUGGCUAAGCCUGAGACAGCACAGUGUAGCCGAAAGGCAUUGAGUGGCCUUCGUGACCUUAACCUGGCUGGCCUACGGGCUGACCUCAGCUUCAACCAUCUCAGUGGCUGUGUCCCCAGCUUGGAGUGCCUCUCUUUGGCUUAUUGCCGCCUCAGCUUUGAGUUAGGCCCAACCCAGAGCCUUAUCGGCCUUCAGGUAUCCUCUCAGCUUUCUUUCAGCAACCUACUGCAAUUUGUUAAGGAGCAAGCUGGCAGGCUGCGUGCUCUAGACCUCAGUGACACUAGCUUGCCACCUGAGGCCCUACAGGCUCUGGGCCAAGUCACUGGGCUACAGCUAGAAGAGCUGAACUUGCACAGCUGCAGAGACCUAUCCACAGAGGCUGUGGCCACCUUGUGCUGCCAGCAGCCAGGUCUUACCUCCCUGGACUGCAGUGGCUGCUUAGAACUGACUGAUGGGGCACUCUUGGCUGUGAGUCGAGGCCUACGACACCUGUGACGCCUGAGCCUGGGGAAAUUGCAGUGACAGACUGAUGCAGGGUGUACAGCCCUGGGGAGCCUACAGGAAUUUCAGAGUCUGGACAUGGCUGAGUGCUGUCUGAUAAGCGGUCAGGAACUGGCCCAGGUCCUGGGCUCAGUUCACAGAGCUCCAUCCCAACUGACCUCCCUCAAGCGGGCUUAUUGCUCUUCACUGAAGGAUGCCUCGGUGCUCUCCAUGAUCCCAGCACUGGGCCCAAAUCUCAAGGUGCUAGACUUGUCCUCCUGUGUGGUCCUCACUAACCAGACCAUGCAGGCCAUCUGCACUUACCUCACCCACCUCUCAGUCCUGCGCCUAGCUUGGUGCAAGGAGCUCCAGGACUGGGGGCUUCUGGGACUGGAGGAGCCAACUGAGGAGUCUGCACUAGGACCCCAGCUACAACCAGAGCUGGAACAUCAGACCCCAAGCCCUCAGGAGCCCAAUCCUGAGGUACGAGGCCCCUCUCUGCUCAUGCUUCAGGCCCUUCAGGAGUUGGACCUCACAGCCUGCAGCAAGCUGACUGAUGCCAGUUUGGCCAAGCUAAGGGUACUCCAGUUCCCUCAGCUGAGGCAGUUGUCAUUGAGCCUGUUGCCAGCACUCACAAGCAUGGGCUUGAUAACUGUGGCCAGGGGCUGCCCUAGCCUGGAGCACUUGGUCCUGAGUCACUGCAGUCACCUCAGUGAUGAGGGCUGGGCCCAGGCAGCCAGGCCCUGGCCGAGGCUGCAGCACCUCAACCCGUCCAGUUGUAGUCAGCUCACAGAGCAAACUCUGGAUACCAUUGGGUAGGCAUGCAAGCAACUCCGGGUGUUGGAUGUGGCCAUGUGUCCUGGUAUCAACAUGGCAGCUGUCAGGCACUUUCAAGCACAGCUGCCUCAGGUGACCUGCAUCCAGUCCCAAUUUGUGGGAGGGGCUGACCUGAUCCUAACGCUUUCAGGCCAGGUCAGUAACUAUCCCUCGAGCUCUGCUUCCUUCACCAAUGUAGCCCCAGACCAGCCCUCUGAAUCUGAAGUUUGCCCCAGUGCCUUUUGCCUCCCCCUGCUACAGAACCCUUUUCAUAGAUUCAAGAUAGUACCAAUCCAGGGCAUGUCCAGCCCUAGUGUGCCCCACAGCUAG